Messenger RNA from Paramecium tetraurelia, 1632 nucleotides. RefSeq lists its product as uncharacterized. The record is from RefSeq and is a predicted model, not a curated record. NCBI's taxonomy places the organism in Eukaryota, Ciliophora, Oligohymenophorea, Peniculida, Parameciidae. The transcript has 3 exons.
AUGCUAUUAAUAUUACUCUCUUUAGUGUGUGCUAAAAGAACUACAGGUCCUGUGUAUAAAAAGCUAUUUGAACAGAUAUCUGAUACAAAUUAUGUCCACAAUAUUGAUUCCACAUUAUUACUCUAAUACAAUAGCUAUCCUGGAGUGUAUAGUAUGGAAUUGAGUGGACUUAUGGAUGGAGAAUUCAAACCAAUCCAAUAAAAUGUUACUCUUGAUCCAUUCACUCUACCAGGAUGUCAUUAAUAUCAAAGAAGAUUAAUUCAUAAACAUUUAGCUGAUCAAUAAAUUGAGUCAGAAGAAUCAUCUUUCACUGAUAUGUACAUUGAUGGUGAUGCUGUUUUUGUCACAAGAAAUGAUAAUGCACUGUUUUAAUUUGAAAUCAAACUUGAUGUAGAAAAUAGAAAAAUUGUAGGCUUAGAGUUUAAAGAGAAGUACGAAAAUGGAGGUUUUAGCCAACAACAUUAACUUAUUUGUUAUAAUAAAGUUUGCUUAAUCUUAGGAGAAGAAGGUUAAACCUUUAUUUAUAAAGACAAUAAUACUACCUAAGUUAACUUAACCUCUAUAAUUGGUGAAUUUAGGGAUUUUCCCAAAGAUGUUUACUUUGAUGAAAAAUCUAAGCUAAUCUAUAUUUGUUAUGAAAACUCAUUUGUGGAUGUGUUGCAAUUCACGAAUGAUAAGAGUAUCGAAAAAGUGAAAACGAUAACGGCUGGUUAGAAAAUAGUCUAGAUUAGAACGAAUCCUGAAAGCACUAUUCUCUACCUACUUGAUUAGUAGGUGGGAUUGCUGUCUUAUAAGAUUGUCUCUGUAUUAGAAUAUAUUUAAAAUUCUUUUUAAAUUACCUUACAGAAUUGCAUGGCCUUCGACUUUUAUUAAAAUACAUUCUUCAUAGUGGCUGAAACCUAAGAUAGCAUUCCUUAUGCAUUGGAGGUCUUAUCGGAAGAUGAUAGAUAUUAUUUCAAUAAAAUUUAUUCUAAAGACAUGGACAUUUAUGAUGUUUGGGUGGGAGAACACUUUGCAAUCCUCAUUGGAGCUGAGAUUCACAGAGUCAUCUAUCAUUCUGUUUAUAAUAAAUUUGUUGAAUAAACCGAGAUUCCUUUAUUCUUCUAAGAUGUAAACCUAGUUAAUGUGGAAGAAUAUAAAAAGUGGGAUAACACUUCGUAUACUGAACAAGCUAUUGAAUAAGAACCAUUUUAAGGAAUUCCUUUAGUUUAUAAAUAAUCAUUCAUGGUAGGGAUUUCUAGCAAUUAAAUAUCAGUUUUCUCCAUCAAGUCAUUAUUACCUUGGGUUUAAUGUAAACCAACUAGCACAAAUGAUACAAAAUAUAGUUUAAAAAUGAAUUCAACAUCUUGUUUAUCUAAGCAAAAAGAAAAUGAUCAUACAGCAUUUAAAUAAUGUGUUAUCUUACAUAAUUUCACCAUUACAGGAAAGGAGAUUCUUUUUUAUGAAGAGGAUCAAAAAACAAUAAUAAUAGUUGGAUGCAUUUUAGUUGGACUAGUCAUUUUAUUAAUAUUGUUAGCAGUGGUUGCAAUUGUAUAUGGAAAUUACCGUAUUAAUUAUUAUAAGAAUCUCCCUCACGUAAUACUUGAUGAGCAAGAACUUUAGAAUGUUCAAGUAGAAAAUCCUGAAAAUUGA